AUGACAUUCCCAACUCCUCAAGGCCGCUCAUCUCCCAUGUUCAAUCAUCCCCCUCUAGACGGCUCGUUGACGUUCCCAGAGAUAGUAGACUACAAUGCUGAGCAUAGUCCAAACCAUCCGCUAUUUCGAUAUGAGGAUCCCGAUACCGAGGACGUUUGCAUGAUUCUCUGGAGCGAAGGCAUCGCAGCCUUUCACACUGCUGGCCAAUACAUCAAGAAAUACCUCUAUGACGAUGAGAGUCCUAUUGUGAUCAGCAUUUUGGCAAAUGCAAAUACCCUUAUGUUCUUUGCGACAAUUCUCGGUAUCAUGUGCCUGGGCCACAUGCUGUUCGCCAUCUCCAUCUGGAACUCGGUCCCUGCAGUCAUGCACCUCAUGAAAGCCACCAAUUCUAAGUAUUUCGUCGUCACCCCGGAUGGUCCAGUGCAGAAGAUUGUUGACAUUGUUUGCCGCCAAAACGACGACAAGAAAAUCACCACCACCAUCCCAAUGCCCACAUUCAGCGAAAUCUUCAUCGGGUCCUAUGAGCCACUUCUGCCGUUCAAGCAGCCUGACUGGAAGUCGACGGCGUUUAUUAUGCACUCGUCAGAAACCACAUGGUUCCCUUCUUCGAUCCUUCAGAGUCACGAAGCGAUGGUGCGUGUUCCUUGUGCUCUGGUUUUCCCAUAUUAUACAUCUCCUUUUUCAGAUGACAGUGAGGUGGACCUCUGCGGUGAAGUCAUCACUACACAAUCAUGUCCAAUGUACCAUAUGCUCGGGUUCUGGACAGCCUCACUUAGUAUCGGGGUGGGUGCCAUCACUGCUUAUUUCCCUCCACACCAGCCAGCCAUUAUCCCUACCGCUGAUCAUUUCUUGUCCAGCAUUAUGAAGAUGAAAUGCACUUAUAUUUUCUCUGUCCUCUCUUUCCUUGAACAAUGGGCACAUGAUCCUGCUGCUAUUCAGGCUCUGACAGUGGUGACAAAAGGAGUAAAAGAUGCUGGUGAUUUAUUAUCCCAUAAUAGAGUCAACUUAAUUUCAGCAUUUGGACUAAUGGAGAUUGGAGGGGUCUCAGUCAUCUUUGCUAAAUUUGUGCCACAGAAAGGCUGGGAAUGGAUGAGACUUGCUAGGAAUCUUGAGGCCACCUUCGUACCUACUGAAGAAAGAGAUAUCUAUCGAUUGUUCAUCAAGAAAUCGGCAUUCUGCACACUGACAGUUUUGAACUCUGACAUAGACAGUGUCCUGGUGUUCGACACGAAGGAUCUAGCCCCAUUGGUAAAAUCUCCCAUUUGCUGUUACAUGGUUCUAACAUCACCCUGUGUUGUAGAAGCAGCUUUACUAAGUGAUAAAUGCAUUUCGGGAGCUGUCAUAUUUGGACGAGGGGGAUUCCAGCCAGGUGUACUCAUACAGCCUUCUGCAGAAUAUGUCUUUGAUCUGAAGGAUACAAAGCGUCUGGUGGAGUAUCGGUCCCUUAUCUGGAGAGUGAUUCUAAAAGCAUACAAGCAGGAAAUACAAGACAUGUAUAAAGCUGUCGAUGCAGCGUCUCCAGAUAUACCCAUACCACAGAUGCUCACAUUGAAAAUAGCCACUAAUGUCGUUCGCGAUAUCGUCAAAGGCACAUUGCAAGAAGACAUUGUCAUGCUGCGGAAAUCCCAUAUGCCAGUGGGGGUCAUCAGAUCGCUGCUACCUAAUUUUGUGUUUGAUCUGCCCACGAUCGUGGCACUCGGUGUUUUUGUUCACGAGAUCAUAUUGGGAGCGAGCACCAUUGGUGAACGGAACGAUAUUUCGAAGGAGGCUGAGCCAUACUAUCCCGAAGCCAAUGCAGUCCCUAAUCAAGGACAAACUAUUGUCAAGCCUCGUGAAGGAAACAAACCACCACUUAUUAUGAUUCAUGAUCAGUUCUGUGCUGGAGGCUUUUUCUUUGAAUAUGCAUCUUACACUGAGAACAUUCUCCUCACUGUAUUGGUCAAGCUAUUCGAAGAUCAGAGGGACACAGUCCUGCAAGCUGUAAUGCUCGAUCAUUUCCCCACAUCAUUCGUUCACUUUGCGAAUAAGUCUGGGAACCCAGACUCUAGGAUUCCGGCGAACUUGAAGGUGAUCCUCAACCGUGGUAUUGAAGCGAUCGGCGGACUGAUGAACAGGGAUGCUAAUUGGGAGUCACUCAAUUUCUUUAAGAUCGGGGUUUAUAAUCUCAAAACAUAUAUUACCGCCACCGCUGAGUUUGUUUAUGACCUGACUACUGAUAGUGAUGGCCGAGCUUCGAUGGAAGCUAUGGCCCCCAUCAUUGUUGUUGUUGCCCAAGAAGAGGCUCUUGCGUCAUUUGCAAAGGAAGAUCGGGAGGAGUGGGUGGAUCUUGGGGUGAAGAGAUGUCUACCAGAUGCGUGGGUGGUCUCUGUGAGUGAAGGGCAUUAUGAGUUUCUUACAGAUGAUAUGGUGAUUCAGGUUCUGCAGGAGGGGUACUAA
Messenger RNA from Guyanagaster necrorhizus, 2436 nucleotides. Its product is annotated as acetyl-CoA synthetase-like protein. NCBI's taxonomy places the organism in Eukaryota, Fungi, Basidiomycota, Agaricomycetes, Agaricales, Physalacriaceae. The transcript is spliced from 18 exons. The coding region runs from base 1 to 2436 and encodes 811 amino acids. The record is from RefSeq and is a predicted model, not a curated record.